This is a messenger RNA of Prinia subflava (tawny-flanked prinia), 6458 nucleotides long. It is a transcript of the gene PTGFRN, whose product is annotated as prostaglandin F2 receptor inhibitor. The coding region runs from base 451 to 3111 and encodes 886 amino acids. Lineage: Eukaryota; Metazoa; Chordata; Aves; Passeriformes; Cisticolidae. Gene Ontology annotation, cellular component: membrane. The record is from RefSeq and is a predicted model, not a curated record. The transcript has 9 exons.
CCGGCCGGGCGAGCCCGCCCUCCCCGCACCGCGGCUUUCCUGGGCCACGUGUGCGCGGCGGCGGCAGCCCCGGGAGGAAAGAAGGGAGGGGGGCGGCGAGGGCAGCGCCGUCCUCCGCCGGGCCCCGCUCGGCGAGGCGCUCCCCCGCGCCCCGCGGCGCCGCUCUCCUUCCUCCCUCCCGCCUGAGGGGAAGGGGCCGGGCCGGGCCGGGCCGGACCCCGCGCCGCCCCCGCUACCUGCGGGCGGGGGCGGGCGCUGGGAAAGUUUGUCUCUGUGGUUGGCUGCGCCGCGCGGCGCGGCCGGUCGGGGCGGGCGGGCGGCUCCGUGCGCUCGCAGGGCAGCGAGCGGCCGGCCGAGGAGCGCUGCCGCCGCCGGUGCCCCCGCGCCAGCCCAGCCUGCGCGCCCGCCGUCCCGCUCGCUGAGGGAGAGGCGCCGCGCAGCCCUGCCAGCAUGGGGCACCGCGGGGAGAGCGCGUCCCGCCUGCCUCUCCUCCUCCUCGUCCUGCUGCUGCUCGCGUUCUGCAGAGGGCGCAUUGUGAGGGUGCCCAAAGGCCCCCUGAUUCGAGUGGUGGGCACAGAGGUGGCGAUCCCGUGCAGUGUCAGUGACUAUGACGGGCCCAGCGAGCAGAACUUUGACUGGGAGUUCUCCCGGGAGGCUGACUUCGUGCGGAUAGUGAGUACCUGGGAUUCUACCUUCACCUCUGAGGAGUACCAAAAACGCGUGGGCCGCGGGGAUAUCAAACUGAGACGGAGCAGCAACGAUGCUGUGGAACUUGUGAUUAGGAACAUCCAGCCUGCUGACCAAGGGAGAUACAAAUGUUCCACGCCCAGCACUGAUGCCACCGUUCAGGGAAAUUAUGAUGCAGAGGUCCAAGUGAAAGUGAUUUCCGAUGGCUUGUCCGUGAGCGGAUCCAAAGCUCGUUCCUCGACAUCCCUCCGGCUGUCGGAGGGCGACUCGUUCAAGCUGCGCUGCUCAGCUGCCACCACCUCACCGGAGCACACUCACCUGCACGUCACCUGGCAGGCCAAGAGCGGCUCCUCUUGGCGGGACAUCCUGUCUCUGACUCACGAGGGCAAGUUCCAGCCGGGCCCCGGCUACGAGGAGCGCUACCGCAGCGGGGACGUGCGCCUGGACACGGGAGCCAAUGACACGUACGGCUUGUCCGUGUCCCAGGCUUCCUCCGCGGACGGCGGCGCCUACAGGUGCCUGGUGAGCGAGUGGGUGAGAGGGGCGGACGGCUCGUGGCAGAGGAUCCAGGAGAAGAGCGUGGAGAUCGCCACUGUGUCGAUCCAGAGGACCGCUCUAGAUGUGGUCAUCUCAACCAGCAAUGUGUCCGUGACUGAAAGAGACUCCCUGGAUCUUACGUGCAACAUCACAACAGACAGAAGUGGUAUUUUCCAAGCAGAGGUGAUGUGGUAUUUUUCUGCAUCACCUGAUGACACCUUGUCAGAUGCUCAGCUCUUGCUGAGCAUGGACCACGAUUCUGUUGUCAGUGAUUCAACUCUCAUCAGCCUCAGCCACGUGGACAGGAACUCCUAUCGCCUCCUGGUGCGUGAUGUGGACGUGGAGGACUCCGGCUACUACUUCUGUGAAGCUGCUAUCUGGGUGCCUCUGCACAAUGGGAGCUGGCAUAAGGUGGUGGAGAGGACCUCUGCACCAGUCAGUGUGGUGGUGACAGCACUGGAACCAGACUAUGACGUGUUCCUGAACGCCUCUAAAACACCCAAGUUUUCAGAUGACCCCACAGAGCUCGACUGCAGGAUCACAAACGUACAGGACACGGAAGCAAACAUCCGCUUCAGCGUUUCCUGGUACUACAGGCAGCACCUGCCCGGUGACGAUGCAGUGGCAGAGGAGCUGCUGGCUUCCAUGGAUGCAGACUGGACUCUGCUCCCUGGGGACAGGGGCAGAGAGCGCAUUCAGAACGGGGAGAUGAUCUUCUCUAAAAAGUCUGCUGACACUUUCAGUUUGAGGAUCCAGUGGACUUCAGAGAGCGACAGAGGGGAUUAUUUCUGUGUCAUCUCGGCGUGGAGUAGGCACCGCAACAACAGCUGGGUGAAGAGCAAAGAUAUGACCUCCGCAUCAGUCAACAUCUUCUGGGCUACACAAGAUUACACACUUACAGUGGAGGCGGUGAAAUUGAAGCCAUUCUUUGUAGCAGGCCACACCUUCGAGAUGACGUGCAAAGUGUCCUCCAAAAACAUCAAGACGCCGCGCUACUCGGUGCUCAUCACGGCCGAGAAGCCCCUCGCGGAUCAGUCGAACCCCAACGGGACCACCCGCAUCAUCUCCCUGAGCCAGGACUCGGUGGUGCGGCUGGAGGACUGGACGGACCAGACGCGUGUGGACGGCGUGGUGCUGGAGAAGGUGCAGGAGAACGAGUUCCGCUACAGGAUGUACCAGACGCAGAUCUCCGACGCGGGGCUGUACCGCUGCGUGGUGACCGCCUGGUCCCCCGGUGGCGGCGGCAUGUGGCGGGAGGCAGUGAAUGGCUUAUCCAACCCCAUCCAGAUAGACUUCCAGACAUCAGGUCCUGUGUUCAAUGUCUCGGUGCACUCUGACAGCCCAACGAUUUACCAGGGUGAGGUGGCAGACUUGCUGUGCAUCGUCACACUGGAGGGAAUGCCACUUGAGCCAGAUGAUAUGUCCUUCGACGUCUCCUGGUUUGCCGUGCGCUCCUUCUCACUGGACAGAGAGCCCGUCCUGCUGGCCUCGCUGGACCGGAGAGGGAUCGUGACACAGAGCAGGAGGAACGGGAGCAGCGACCUCAGCCUGGAGAGGAUCAGCCCUCUGGAAUUCCGGCUGCGCGUGCACGGCUGCCAGGACCACGACUUUGGGAACCACUACUGCGUGGUGACGCCGUGGGUGCGAUCUGCCACGGGCGUGUGGCAGCGGGAGCCUGACAUCAGAGCCAAACCCAUCUUUCUGUCUGUGAAAAUGGAUGUUCUGAAUGCUUUCAAGUACCCCCUGUUGAUUGGCAUCGGUCUGGCCACUGCCAUUGGACUCCUCUCCUGCCUUAUUGGCUACUGCAGCUCCCGUUGGUGCUGCAAGAAGGAGGUGCAGGAAACGAGGCGAGAGCGUCGCCGGCUAAUGUCGAUGGAGAUGGACUGAACGCGGGGGCUGGACACGCUUGCAUUUCGGGAGAGACUCACAGGGCUCUUGGAUUGUGUUGAGACACUUGCUCACAGGCCCAGACAAGACAGUGCGUUUGCUCUCUGAUUUCAGCCUGGACCUCAAGCUUCUCCUUGUUACACGUUGUGUCCUGAGAGCAAUCAGGCCGUAUUUAGCAACUUGGGAGUUCUCCUUUUCCAGCAGCACUUUCUGCAUAGGGAUGAUGUCCUUCUAAUGUGCAAACUGUUGAGCCUUCUCUCAGCAGGGCCCUGUGAUAAAAUUCGUUAGUGUUUUGUUUGUUUGUUCAUUGGUUUUAUUUUCCCCCCCUCGUGGUUUUGGAAAGAUGUCCCUGUAUGAAAGCAAGGUGGGCAGGAUGAUGAAUGGGAAAGAGGCUGGUAAAAGUGUUAGACUUUCACUGUAUUUACCAAUCUACCUUUCCCCUCUAUCCCCAUCACAUCAUCCUGUUCCCUUUUUAUUUCCUCCUUGGUAUCUCAGAGACUUCUCUGUGUUGGGUUGAAGGCUGGGGAAGGUUCCUGUGCUGGAACCAUCAUGAGGCUGUUCCAGCAAAGAAUUGUUUAAUGGUUGUCAGCAUGCCUGCUCCUCCCUGGCUUUCCGAGAGAUUGCAGUUAAUCCUGACACGUAACUUGCCUGGUGGAGGUCUUUGAAGCACUUCUUAUAAACCUUUUAUUUUCAGUGCUCAAAGCUCUUAGCUCUGGUGAGUAGGGGCUAACUUGGCAACCCUGAAGAGUCAAUCCUUAGACAAGCAUUUGAUGGAUGUCUGCCUGUGGCCACCUUUUCCCCCACCCUCCCACCUUCUCUUCUCCCCACUACAGCUGCUCACAUCGUGCCUGAGACCCUGUUCUGCUUGUGGCAGGGGGGCACGUGGUAUCCAGGGACAGGGCUCAGCCUUCUGCUGGCCUCAGCAGGGAGGCUGGAGACCUUGCUCCCCGGGUGAUGGUGUGACUUACGACAAUAAGAGAUGGAUCUUCAUCUGCAGUUGGCCAAGUGAUCAUGUUUAGAGACUUGUAAACUCUGUCUUACCAAAUGCACAGACCAGACUUCAGUGCUGCUUCUGCCAGUUGCUCACUGGUAGUCCUCGAACCUGUGAGCAGAAUCCGAGAUCUGGAGUAGCUGCAGUGCAGCUCAGGGUAGGAAUAAGAGCAAGCCCAGGAGGGCAGCAAGAAUCCUUCAGGUUCCAAUGGCCCUGGUCUUGAGCAUGGGCCUGCAGCGGGGCUUUCCCCAUGGGCUUGAGACCUAUUCCUCGGUGCUAUAGUACAGAAGUCCUGCUUUGGUCUUCCAAAUACUCUGACCUGGCUCCUGAGAGGGAGCAGCAUCUUCGCCAGGCAGUUCUGUCUUCCCAGCACGGCCGGUGUUCUAAGCAAUAAAGGUCAGAAUAAAGAUACUGUGUACAAACAAAUGAGGAAGUUGGACUUCACCACAAUCUGAUGUCGCAGCCCUGGUUUGGCUUGCGUCAAGAAGGGUGAGAAAUGCAGAGGUGAGGCCAGGGCUCAAUCCUUACCAAGGUUUUUAAGAUAAAAGAUGGUAAAGAAGAGCAUCCAUGGAAGGUAGUGGCUGUGGUGUGCUGUUGCCUGAUUAGACAUUAGUUACGUCCUAGACAAUCUGCUUCUCUAAUAGCUCAUUCCACUGCAUAUUCCAGGGGAGCUGCAGGUCUGGUGUCUGGGCUAUGAAGGCUUUUUGUGGUAAGUUUUCUUAGUGUGGAUUUUUUUUUCUGUCUUGAAUUGUGGAUCUUUUUUCUGAGGCUGAUGUGAAGGGGUUUUCCAGAAGGCUGCUCUGUGUCCUGUGUGUGAACAUGCUUGCAGUCACAUCUGUAUGCAUGGAGGUGUCCAGGGAUUUUUGAAAGAUUAAUAAGAAAUGUCUUCAAAAUGGGCUUAAUUUGCAGGGAUGGGGCUUGCAAGUUGUUAUUUGACUCUUUAAGAUGUGUCAUGUAGUGUUCCAAAACUGGGACCCCCAGACCUGGGAAAUUCUGAAAGACUUUGGCCUGAAGGUACAUAGCGAGUUUUCUUUCUGGCAUGAUGUUUUUCUUUCUGGAAGAGCUCUGAAAAGACCUCUGUUGCAGGCAAAUUUAGCUGCCUUUCCUAAAAAACAGGGCAGAAGCAGUCUCUAGCUUCCACUGUGAAAGCCCAGAAAUCUGUAGCAGUGCUUUCCAAAGGAAGGGAGUUCAGGAAAGGAUUCACUCAGACCCUACUUUGACAUCAAGAAUUUUUCUUCCUCUCCUGUCUCUGCUGUAGUGAAAUCUUGCUUUUUCCUGGGAUGUUACAAAACACUAUUCUGAUGUUUGGGAUGCUGGCUGAUCUAGCAGCUUCUUUCCUGCAUUAACAUCUGCUUUCUUCUUGUGGCAUUGGGGCAUCUUGGGAGGGGUGGAAAUGGUGGUGAAGUUCUAAGCACAGCAUCAGUCACUUUUUGUCCUGGCAGACUGACUCCUUGUCUAUCUAUGCCCUUGGUUAAGUUUUAGGGAGAGAGGAUCAUGACCGUAAUGCAAUAAUUAGGGAGUGGAUGAGCAGGGAACCGCCAGCUCUUCCCAAACACACAAUAUAGCACACUUCCUCCCUGCUGGAAAAAAAACUCAGGGUUAUUUUGGUCAGGGCUCCCUUCUUCUCUAGUGAAAGCUCCCAUUCCUUUAUCUAAUGCUGACCUUCCUUCACGGCCCAUAACAAACCACCUUUGUCACUCCAAGUGAGGGAAGUUUGCCACUAGCUUGUACUGCUGACAGCCCCGUGGAAGGCAAUGCUGCAUCCCAUUCCACCCUGUAUUUGCUGUAGUUGGAUGGGCUAGACCUAGCCCCCAGGUUUCCUUCUACUUGUGCCAAUUUUGUAUUAUCCCCUUUUUUAAAAAUAGUGUGAAUCUUCUCUCUAAGGGAAAAAAAAUCGAGGUCACUUUUCAUGGUUUUUGUUGUUAUUAUUAUUAUUAUUAUUUCGUGUGUGACCAGGGUUUGUGUGAGUGGAGGUGUGUGUGCAUCUGGUUGUGUAGUAAACCUGCAGAGUAUCAGAAGCUGCCUGUGGUGCAGUACAAGCAUCCAUAUCCUCCCUGCUGCAACCUGUGGUAUUGUCAAAGUAUCCUAAGGGCUCACAUUGAUCUUCCUCUGUUUGCAUUGCCACAUCUCCUGGUUAAGCUGGUAAAUUCCUCCAGGCACUUGGAAUUUCGAUCCAGGGCAGCCUUGAACAUCAUACAGCAGAAGGGCAAGAUAUUUUCUUUCUUUUGUUUUAAUUUCAAAGUUACAAAAUAAAGUUUUGGGCACAAUUCUGGAAUGCAGGUACUGAAUAGUUCUAACAACGCUGUGUAAAAUGUUUCUUUUUAUGUUUAAAAUAAAGAGCGAGCCUUUUUGAUUA